UCGUAUUUCUUCCUUCUCCUUCGCUUCUCCCGUACAUUCAUUACUUUUGCGACCUGCGCCGUUAGGUCUUCGUGCCUUCGUGCGUUUGUUUUAUACUUAUUGCCUUUUAGUACAUAUUUCGCAUCGAGUCUUUUUAGCCUGCCCGCCUUGUUCAUAGAUUUUGCCACGCGUCUCCGUAUCGGUCACUAUACUUCCCCCCCGCCGCCGCCGCCAGAUUGCGCUGCCCUGACCCUCCUCCAUGGGAUUUUUCGACCACCUCCAGAAGGGAGGAGCGUUCUCGUUACAACCGAAGAAACCUCAGAUUCGCAAAGUCGUUCAAACGCGCCCUGCCCCUCCGUCGAGAUCCACCUCCCUCACUCCCGCCAGUUCGUCGCGAAUCUCACCGGUCGAGAAAUCGAGAAAAGCACGCACUUCCGAGAGCAGGUCAGUAUCGAGGGACCCCGAUCUUGCCUCGAAACGACGGGUUGGGACUCCCCGACAAAUCCGCAAGCGACCAACGCCAGAGCAACGACUGUCCAGCGAUGAGGAUGAGAGCGACACCGACGCCUCUUUCGAGGUGCGCAAACGUGCCCGUACAGGUGACAGCGCGGAGCCAGACUUCGAGAGGCGAGUGCGCUCGUUAAAAGCAUUUUCUGAGGAUCAUGUGAAGUCGCUGCCUAUGGUCCACGCGGCGGACAUCACCUCGAUCCAGAAGGCGGGGAAUUUUAAGCCGGCUUUUGGCGAGAAAGUCCAGUCUACGGAGAUUUCACUACAAUAUCCUAGUGCAUCUCCUAAAGAAAGAUACAACCUCGUGGUACCUCGCGACAACGAUGACUUCAAGCCCAUCGACGAUAUAUUCUCGGUUGUCGAUAUCGUGUCCCAGACCCAUAUUCCCGAAGAUGAAGCGGACGAGUUCAACAACGAGUCGACCGGAAUCAAACGGAGGUUGCGGCGAGCGUUGGCACAGGGUUCAGAGAAAGAUUUUCGCCAAGUCGUGACGGAUUAUAACCACGCGAUAGAACGGUUGAGGCGCAGUGGCAGCAUCGCGAAGAAGUUGGAUUCGACGCAUCGGUUGAAUUUACCUCUUGUGGAGCGCAUUCUCACUCAAAUCUAUUCGCGCACUGUUUCGCCCCGAGUCGAGUCCCUGCGUCAGUACGAGAAUGGAACCGACAACGUCUACGGCGAACUGCUCCCCCGAUUUAUUAGCACGAUUUUCAAGGAGACCGGCCUAAAAUCGGGUCAGGUCUUUGUCGACCUAGGAUCAGGCGUCGGCAACGUCGUCCUACAGGCGGCCUUGGAAAUUGGCUGCGAAAGCUGGGGUUGCGAGAUGAUGCAGAAUGCGUGCGACCUCGCCAAUCUUCAGCAGUCCGAGUUCAAGGCUCGGUGCAGGCUUUGGGGAAUUGCCCCCGGGAAAACGCACCUGGUAUCCGGCGACUUCCUGCGAGAGCAGAGUAUUAUUGACGUCCUCAAGCGUGCGGACGUGAUCUUGAUUAACAACCAAGCAUUUACCCCACAACUCAAUAACGAAUUGAUCAACCACUUUUUGGAUAUGAAAGAGGGAUGCCAGAUCGUGUCGCUCAAGUCAUUCGUCCCGGCCGGUCAUAAGAUCCAAUCCCGGAAUUUGAACUCCCCCAUCAACCUCCUGAAAGUCAAGCAAAGGAACUAUUGGUCCAACAGUGUAAGCUGGACGGAUGUUGGUGGAACCUAUUUCAUCGCCACCAAAGAUAGCUCCAGACUGAAGGCCUUUGUGGAAGAUAUGGGGUGAUGCUCUCGACCACCCUUCCACUCUUCAAGAGCUCUGAAGCUCUUUUUACUCCAUGUCAGACCGGGUUUUGAUAAUCCAGGUCUUUUCUGUACUUACUAGAUGAUCGUUUCUUCCUUUCUUUGACAUUUCUUCCUGAAAUACCACUUUGUUUAGAGAGUGUGGUUAUUUCUUGUACAAACAUGUGGGCAUCACUACUAGGUAUAUAGCAAGCAUAGUUGUUUAGCUCUUCCU
Molecule: messenger RNA, 1975 nt
Organism: Aspergillus melleus
Lineage: Eukaryota; Fungi; Ascomycota; Eurotiomycetes; Eurotiales; Aspergillaceae
Gene: dot1
Product: histone methyltransferase DOT1
Exons: 2
Coding region: 239-1744 (501 amino acids)
Biological process (GO): subtelomeric heterochromatin formation; DNA damage checkpoint signaling; DNA repair
Cellular component (GO): nucleus; nucleosome
Molecular function (GO): histone binding; histone H3K79 methyltransferase activity
Source: RefSeq, a predicted model, not a curated record